Messenger RNA from Zonotrichia leucophrys gambelii, 1341 nucleotides. Its product is annotated as peptidyl-prolyl cis-trans isomerase-like 4. The record is from RefSeq and is a predicted model, not a curated record. Gene Ontology annotation, biological process: protein peptidyl-prolyl isomerization. Gene Ontology annotation, cellular component: nucleus. Gene Ontology annotation, molecular function: RNA binding; peptidyl-prolyl cis-trans isomerase activity. NCBI's taxonomy places the organism in Eukaryota, Metazoa, Chordata, Aves, Passeriformes, Passerellidae.
AUGGCAGUGCUGCUGGAGACCACGGUGGGCGACCUGGUCAUCGACCUGUACACGGAGGAGCGGCCCCGAGCAUGUCUGAAUUUCCUGAAGCUCUGCAAGGUCAAGUACUACAACUACUGUCUUAUUUAUAAUGUCCAGCGGGAUUUUAUUAUACAAACUGGUGACCCCACAGGAACCAGCCGUGGAGGGGAAUCCAUAUUUUGUCAACUCUAUGGUGAUCAAGCCAGAUUUUUUGAGGCAGAAAAGGUGCCCAGAAUCAGGCACAAGAAGAAGGGAACAGUGUCAAUGGUGAACAAUGGAAGUGAUCAGCAUGGAUCACAGUUCCUCAUUACCACAGGGGAAAACCUGGAUUACCUUGAUGGUGUACAUACAGUGUUUGGAGAAGUGACAGAAGGCAUGGAUGUAUUGAAGACAAUUAAUGAAACCUUUGUAGAUAAGGAUUUUAUCCCAUAUCAAGAUAUCAGGAUAAAUCAUACAGUAAUUUUACAUGAUCCCUUUGAUGAUCCACAUGCCUUGUGUGUUCCUGAUUGCUCACCAGAUCCUACAAAGGAGCAGCUCGACAGUGGCAGAAUAGGAGCAGAUGAAGAAAUUGAUGACAUGAAAGGACGGCCUGCAGAUGAAAUAGAAGAAGUUCAGGCUGAAAAAGAAGCAAAAAGUCGUGCUAUUCUUCUGGAAAUGGUGGGAGACUUACCAGAUGCAGACAUCAAGCCACCAGAAAAUGUGCUGUUUGUUUGUAAACUGAAUCCUGUGACCAAAGGUGAAGACCUGGAGAUAAUAUUUUCACGAUUUGGUCCCAUUAAAAGUUGUGAAGUGAUCCGAGACUGCAAGACUGGUGAAUCUCUUUGUUACGCUUUCAUUGAGUUUGAAAAGGAGGAAGACUGUGAGAAAGCCUACUUCAAAAUGGACAAUGUGCUGAUUGAUGACAGACGGAUACAUGUGGAUUUUAGCCAGUCUGUUGCCAAGGUUAAAUGGAAGGGAAAAGCUGGGCAGUAUACCAAGGAAGAUUUCAAGGACUAUGAGAAGGAAUGUGACAAACCUUCUAAAUUUGCUCUGAAAGAAAAAGUAAAACCAAAGCGAGAUGCCAAGUAUGACCUCGUGUUGGAUGAGGAUAUAGAGGAGUCUCACACAAGUCAGUCACACCUGGCUAAAAAACAGAAGAAGAAGAAGCACCAUCUCCGUGAAGAAGAUAACAAGAGGACCAAAAAAUCUAAGGAGUCUGACAAAAAGCAUGAAGAACACUGCAGGGAGAGGAGCAAAGGUGAGAAGAGACACAGGCAUUCGAGCAGCAGCCAUUAUAAGGAGAGAUACACUUACAGUAGACAAAAAGACAAGUACAGAUGA